GCUUUGUAAUCACCAAAAGUGGGUUUUAUAUGGCCUGAAGAAGCGCAGAAAAUUCACAAAAAUAAGUAGCAUAUUUUAAACACAUUUUUUAUUGGUCAACAUUUUAAAGCAAAUAAUCGAAAUUUUUUGAUUUAUUUUAUUUAGUUGACAUCUCUAGUAAGCCCCAAACAAACAAGCCGGGCUCCGGAAGUUGUUCGAUCGUUUUCGAAUCCAAACACCAAUCGGUCUAAUGUAUUCCGUAGAAAACGACAAAAAUAUCAAUGAAAUCGUAGCCAGAUUUUAGCCUUUUCAGUAAAAAUGAUUCGCGCAAUGUUGUUGCUUAUGCUGUGUGUUGCCAUUGAUCAAGCUGCGAGUCUCAAUUCGUUCCUGUACAUGAAUAUCUUCAACAGUGGAUUCCAUAGAGAUGUCCACUACACCUUGAAAUUCGGCGGAGUAGGUAGAAUGGCUUGUGAUCUGAUGCUUCUACAGCAAUUCCCCUCGGCCAUGUACGUCGAUACCGAUCAGUUGACAAAUCUGAAGAAGUUCAAAAAGAUCAACAGCUACGUUCCACUGUAUGUCGAUGUGGAAAAACCGGCCAGUAAAGCGAGUCCCUUCUCGCUGUACCUGUUCGAAACGGUACGGAAGGAAGUGAACAUCACUUUGCCUAUCCAUUUCCGGUACCAUGAUCCGUCGGAGAGGAAAUUUGAACGGAUCCAAAUAGAAAGCCCCACUCUGUACGUCCAGUGUCGCGGCACGAGCACCAAAAACCUCCUCAAAUCAACGGGAACUUACCGGUACCCUUGCCCAAGUAGUGCCCAAAUCUACGACUACGAUAAGCUUGGUGAGGCAGAAUACUGUGACUGGCAGGAGCUGGAGUUCAGUAACGUACCGACUGUGAUCAGCGUACUCAUUCCAGUGGGCAACAGUGCCUCGUACAAAUUCGUCCUGCCCGCUACCAUCCUCGUCAGCUGGAUCGGUAGCAUGUACUUGAUCUACAUAAUCGUCAAAUCGGGUAAGCGCAUCAACAAAAAGCUUUUAUAAAAUAGAUCUCAAAAUAAAGACUACUGAAAUUGAAACUUUAAAA
Aedes albopictus (Asian tiger mosquito) is the source of this 1063-nucleotide messenger RNA. RefSeq names its product phosphatidylinositol-glycan biosynthesis class X protein (gene PIG-X). Gene Ontology annotation, biological process: GPI anchor biosynthetic process. Bases 298 to 1020 code for a protein of 240 amino acids. Gene Ontology annotation, cellular component: endoplasmic reticulum membrane. The transcript has 5 exons. The record is from RefSeq and is a predicted model, not a curated record. NCBI's taxonomy places the organism in Eukaryota, Metazoa, Arthropoda, Insecta, Diptera, Culicidae.